Messenger RNA from Periconia digitata, 2889 nucleotides. The record is from the annotation of a GenBank genome assembly. NCBI's taxonomy places the organism in Eukaryota, Fungi, Ascomycota, Dothideomycetes, Pleosporales, Periconiaceae.
UCCACCUGCAUCAUCCCCACCCCCGCUUUAUCAAUGCCGCUACCAUCCAGAUGCCUCCCAAGAAGAAAAGUAUACGCGACUUUUUCCAACCCGCGUCGAAAGAUUCGGCACUGUCUCAAAGCUCAGCGCCCAGUAUCACAGUAUCCACAGCCCGACAAAACCCCUCGCAUUCUCUCCCAAAGAAAUUCCGUCAGUCGCCAGUGACCAGCUCGUCAAGCACAAACCCCUCACGAGGCACCACUUCGGAGAAAACUUCUUUCAAUGCUUCGCAAUCUUCGAUACUCUCGGGAAGCACAAGCAAACGCGUCAUUUCGAAUGGAGAGCAGGUGGUUCUGAACUCAGACUCGGAUUCGGAUUCGCUGCCGGAUCUGACAUGGAAUCUCCCUUCUACAGAUUCCAUAGAUGUCUAUGUACCAAAGCCUAUAUUCAAGGCACAUGAGAGUGACUUGCGAAAACCCCCCGAGAAGAAGAAGGAUGAUAGGGCCUUCAUGGAGUUUUUGCACAACGCGCAGAAGGAUGUGCAAUCUGAGCGCCAGAUUGCUGAGGCCAAGGCCGAUCUGGAGAAACCUGUGGCUGAGGAACCGCCAUCUAGCCGUCUUGACAUCUCCGAAGAAACUUUUGCAAGUCUCGCGCACGACAGUGAUGAUCCUGAAAAGGCGAAAAAGCUUCUCUCUGCUAUGCAGCGAACUAAUGCCUUCCACGCGGAAUCAGUUUUCCACUUUUGGCGCAAGCAUCAGGCUCACUGCUCUCCAUUUCCAAAAGAUUGUCUACCUAAUCACCAAUGGGCAUCAGUAUUCCAAGAACCUCCAUCCCGAAGGCAAGCGAUCCUAUCGGGUUUUGCGUUCCAGGUUUUUCGGAUUCAUAGUCUUCCCGUAGAUCUUGGCUUAUGGAUGAUCGAUCAGAUCUGCAAUGCUAAUGACGAGACGCUGGAUGAUCGGUAUCUAGAGCUUCUUGAGGCUCAUCAAAGUCAAUUCGAGUCGCUAUUUGACAAAUCAAAAAUAUCUGCCAUGUUUCAUGGUCUUGGUGCAGACCCACGCUGUCUUGAAUAUGAUGAGCGAGAAAUUGUCCCGUCCCUGGAGUCUGAACAAGAUGAUCGAAUACCACUCCCAAAAUCUCUCAGUCAAGUCUGUCGCUUGUUGCAAACCAUGGCGCGAUGCCUAGAUCUUGAAGCGAGCAGUCUUGUGAUUUAUAUACUGUUGCUUUUGUGCAUGGAUGCCAGCGUUUGUGCUGAUGCCAGCACGUUGACUCUAGUCCAGCAUACUAUUGAGACAAUCAUUUGUAAUAUUUCCGACAACAGAGAUUUGGCCGCAUCAUUGAGCGACACAAUUCCUUUGAUACUUGCAAAAGUCAAACAUCCGGUUUUACAGCGCCAGAUGAUAGAGUCAUUUCCAGUAAAGUCGCCUUUAACUGCCUACCUACAGCGUCACCUAGCCCUUUCGUUUUUACUGUAUCCAACAGCUAUCAAAACUACCCUCGAAGAUUCUGGAAUACCGGUACUAUUACGCCGAUAUCUCCAGAAAUCCCCACAUUACGGCAUCAACAAGAAAACCAACUACACGCAUCUUGCCGCCCGCCUCUACAUGCUGGAUGUUGCGAUUGGUCCUGGACCAUUAGAUGUGCCGUACCAACCUUUACCCAGCCUUCCGUCAUCGCCAGUAGAGGAAAAAAGGGUGGUGGCGCCGAUACGUUUGACUGCAGGCGAGAAGUCGUUCAACGAGCAAGUCGAUGUUCUAGCGCAACAGAUCGAAUUUAUUUCCAGCUCGAUCGUAGAGUCAGGGGCUAUCACCGACUUGUCCCGACUCCAAGCAAAAGACUUUGGUGAAAAGUUGUUCCAUCGUCUUCAAAACGCUGUGCGAAUUGGCGGGAAGCAGAAACAGAACAUAUUCGGAUCAAGUGAGGUCGAUUAUGAUGCCAAAGUAUGGAGAGGAUUCGCAAAGAUAUCCGCGAAGAGGAUGGCAGAUGGUGAGUUAAAAGAUGGUGAAGAAGUGCGAUAGAGUUGCCAUUCGUACUUGUAUCGUGACUUAUUCCUCGUUUCUGUACAUGCGGUUCGAUGGCGGUUGAGGACGUCGUAUCACGAGAUAUGUGUGUUUGUUAUUACAAUGUUGAUAUAAUUCUCCAUUCAAUAUCAGAUUUGUAGUAUUCAUACCGUAUAUUAUGAUUUCUUCUGUCAAGUUGAGAGACGACAGGGUCAUCAUAUUCAUGUCCCGUUACCCUUGCUGGGAGUAUUAUGAUCUAAAAUGUUUGCCAUGGCCAUGUACACCUCUGCUGUAACUCUGUUAAAUCUCACCAACUUUGUCCACAUCCAAGAUACCGUCCUCUCAGACACCCACGUUGGUGGUUGUACAUAUACAAAUCCACCACCCUCGUGAUCAGAAUACACAAACCAACAUCGAGCUUGCCCAAUAACAACCUCAAAGACACGCAAUUAUAUUCUAUAAACUUGCACCUGAUCUAGUAAUACUUUUAUUUUGAGUAGGAGUGAAGGUGUUCUUACACACAGCGAUGGGUUUUGACGAAGAUCUAGUAAUACACCCACAGAAGUCCCUACUACACACAGAAAAAGAAAAAAGAAAUGCUACAUCUACCAUUCCCGUAAAAUCCCCCUGCCCAGGCCGCAAACCCAAUCCAAGAACACCCCCCUCUGGUGGCAUUCUCCGUCAGGGAGAUGAUCGUCAGGGAUUUGACUCUCUCUCUCCCAACAAAAAAUCCCGCCAUCUGACAGACAGCUAAUCACGAUGAGUUCCUGAACUAAGGGGAGAGGGGGGGGGGACCAUAGAACAGCACACGCAUAACCCUCAUGUAAAAAAAGCCGACCAAGCGAAACCCCCCAGCCCAAAAACGAAAAAGAAACGGACGAACUUCUGCCAUGAUCAGCAAUAAUCACACGUA